Molecule: messenger RNA, 1113 nt
Organism: Microthlaspi erraticum
Lineage: Eukaryota; Viridiplantae; Streptophyta; Magnoliopsida; Brassicales; Brassicaceae
Source: the annotation of a GenBank genome assembly
AUGGAUACGUCAAAACCUAGAGAUCUUGAUUGGUCCAAGCUUUGUCCCGAUAUUUUGCGAAAGAUCUUCGAGACAUUGAUCCCUGUCGACUCUCACCGAGCAAAAACCGUUUGCUUAGGUUGGUAUUCCGUUUGGAAAACAUGUGCUAAUCGUCCUCGUAGUCGUCCAUGGCGGAUCAUACACCAAGGCGAGUCUUCAAAUCUGUUUGAUCCCGAUGAAGACAAGGUUUACACAAGAAAACUCGUCGAAGGACUCUCCGGAGACUAUCGCAUGGCUAGCUACGGCAACUGGCUCCUCAUGCUUGAUGAUCGUACCGAGUUCUAUCUUUUGAACCUGUUAACGUUUAAGAAGAUCAAGCUUCCGUCAAUGGAGGAAGUGAAAAUGAAAUCUGACGAAAAGUGUGGACUCUUGGUCAAGACUUGUCGUAAGCAUCGUCGUCUCAAGGACAUUAUCGGAUGGGAAAACCUCUCGGAAGACAUUCGCGAAUGGAAAAGUUCAGCUGUUCUAUGGAUAGACGAUAAAACAGGAGAUUACGUCGUUGCUUGGAUCUUUAGACAGCAAUUCUUGUUCUCAUACAAGAAAGGAGAUGUUUCAUGGAUUUUCGAUUUCUCUCGAGGGAACCCUAAUGAAGAAGUAGCAGGUAUCAAGAACCCGUAUUGGUACUAUCCGUUUCGCUUCGUUGAGCAACCGUGGGAGUACAUUUGGAGGAGGAAGAUAGCGAUUCGAAACUCGGGAGAGGUUUUGAUCAUCUUGAGCUUAAAAGAAAAGGAGAAAUAUGAAAAUGAACAUGAAGAGAGACUUUUGUUUCACGUCUUUAGGAUGAAUCGUAAGAGUGGGAAAUGGGAGAGAGUAUAUUCUAUAAAAGGUGAGAUGUUGGUGUUUGGUCAUGGGGUUACGGUAAGAGCACCGGUUGAAGAUUGUUUUGGUGAUGGGAUCAAGAGUGGUUCAAUCUGUUUCGUCGAUGAUGAUGUUUGGCCAGACCAUCAAGAUCAUGACCGUCGUGCUUCAGAUUGCGGUGUCUUCGAUCUUGCCACAAGUAGAAUCGAAUGGCGUAAGAGAUUAUGCGUUUAUAUAAACAAAACUCAGUGGUUUGCUCCAGGAGUUGCUUAUUAA